Molecule: messenger RNA, 1089 nt
Organism: Amborella trichopoda
Lineage: Eukaryota; Viridiplantae; Streptophyta; Magnoliopsida; Amborellales; Amborellaceae
Gene: PSRP2
Product: RNA-binding (RRM/RBD/RNP motifs) family protein
Biological process (GO): chloroplast rRNA processing
Cellular component (GO): chloroplast thylakoid membrane
Molecular function (GO): mRNA binding
Source: RefSeq, a predicted model, not a curated record
AUGGCGGCCACUUGCCUUUUUUUAAGCGGAAAUCGAGCGCUUUGUACGGCCACUGGUUCAGUGUUCUCCAAUUUCAGCUUAGAAGCCCGUAACUCGAACAAAAGAGUUUCAUUUGUGAGCUUUAAUAGAGGUUACGAAUCUAUUUGCAUCAAAAACCCUAGAAAUGCUCUGAAGAUUAGGGCUCAAGCUGAAGAAGCGUCUGUUUCCACUGAAGAGAGGUCACCCGAGACGCUGAAAAGGCUGUACGUUGGCAACAUUCCAAGAGAUGUAAACAAUGCCAAGCUCUCUAAGAUUUUCAGUGAGCAUGGUUCAGUGGAGAAGGCAGAGGUAAUGUAUGAUAAAUACUCAGGAAGAAGUCGCCUGUUAGCUUUUGUGACAAUGAGCACAAUAGAGGAUGCUAAUGCUGCUAUUGAGAAGCUGAAUGGCGUGGAAAUUGGGGGCGGAAGUACGGAGAAACCCCUACAAGUUGUUGAUAAAUCGAAACUCCAAGCCGAGGAGUCCAACUUCGUUGAUAGGCCACACAAAGUCUAUGUAGGAAACCUCGCCAAGACUGUAACUACUGAUAUGCUCAGCAAAUUCUUUUCUGAAAAAGGAAAAGUUCUCAGUGCCAAGGUAAGAAGAGUUCCUGGUACUUCUAAAUCUAGUGGGUUUGGAUUUGUUUCCUUUUCAUUGGAAGAAGACGUAGAGGCUGCCAUAUCAUCAUUCAACAAUGCUCUUUUGGAAGGGCGGCGGAUUCGAGUGACAAAGCCUAAGUCUUGAGCAAAGAUCAGUUUGGACAUGCUUUGGAUCUUGAGAUGAGGUGCUUUUUGUUUUGAAGUAUGAAGGGGUAACCAACCUUCAAAAGAGCUCUCUCUCUCUCCACAGUUCUGUAGCAUAGCUUUUAGAGCAAAGUGUUUUAGCUCUUGAGCAGAAUUUUUCCAGUCACAACGCCACCUAUAUAUAGUUUGUUUAGCCUGUGGCUUUGUUAGGUUAAGCUUUUGGUUUGUUUAGAAGGAUUCUCUCUCUCACACACAUUUCUUCUCUCUCUACACACGGCUAUAGCAGAGUCUUCUAACUGGAUCAUCUCUUUUGGUUAGAGUUAGUCGUAAA